Galeopterus variegatus (Sunda flying lemur) is the source of this 1376-nucleotide messenger RNA. It is a transcript of the gene HOXB13, whose product is annotated as homeobox B13. The record is from RefSeq and is a predicted model, not a curated record. The coding region runs from base 132 to 986 and encodes 284 amino acids. Gene Ontology annotation, biological process: regulation of transcription by RNA polymerase II. Gene Ontology annotation, molecular function: RNA polymerase II cis-regulatory region sequence-specific DNA binding; DNA-binding transcription factor activity, RNA polymerase II-specific. Lineage: Eukaryota; Metazoa; Chordata; Mammalia; Dermoptera; Cynocephalidae. The transcript is spliced from 2 exons.
CGAAUGCAGGCGCCGUGCGAGCUGGGAGCGAUUUAAAACGCUUUGGAUUGCCCGGGCCUGGGUGGGGAGAGUGAGCUGGGUGCCCCCGAUUUUCCCCACCCCCAGCACCCGAUGAGCCGAUCUUCAGCCCCAUGGAGCCUGGCAAUUAUGCCACCUUGGACGGGGCCAAGGAUAUCGAAGGCUUGCUGGGAGCAGGAGGGGGUCGGAAUCUAGCCGCCCACUCCCCAUUGACCAGCCACCCAGCGGCACCUACGCUGAUGCCCGCUGUCAACUAUGCCCCCCUGGAUCUGCCAGGCUCUGUGGAACCGCCAAAGCAGUGCCACCCGUGCCCCGGGGUGCCCCAGGGGGCGUCCCCCGCUCCCGUGCCUUAUGGCUACUUUGGAGGCGGGUACUACUCCUGCCGAGUGUCCCGGAGCUCGCUGAAACCCUGUGCCCAGGCGGCCACCCUGACCGCCUACCCUGCGGAGACUCCUGCGGCCGGGGAGGAGUACCCCAGCCGCCCCACCGAGUUUGCCUUCUAUCCGGGGUACCCGGGACCCUACCAGCCUAUGGCCAGUUACCUGGAUGUGUCGGUGGUGCAGACCCUGGGCGCCCCCGGGGAGCCUCGCCAUGACUCCCUGCUGCCCAUGGACAGUUACCAGCCCUGGGCCCUCGCCGGCGGCUGGAACAGCCAGAUGUGUUGCCAGGGAGAACAGAACCCACCGGGUCCCUUCUGGAAGGCAGCAUUCGCAGACGCGAGCGCGCAGCACCCUCCUGAUGGCUGCGCCUUCCGCCGCGGCCGUAAGAAGCGAAUUCCCUACAGCAAGGGGCAGUUGCGCGAGCUGGAGCGAGAGUACGCGGCUAACAAGUUCAUCACCAAGGACAAGAGGCGCAAGAUUUCGGCGGCCACUAGCCUUUCGGAGCGCCAGAUUACUAUCUGGUUUCAGAACCGCCGGGUCAAGGAGAAGAAGGUUCUCGCCAAGGUCAAGACCAGCUCUACACCGUGAGGGAUCUUCCUGGCUGGGUGGUGGGCAGGGGAGACCAGGAGCCUGCCAGGGCCCGGAUGGGGCCGAGGACUCUGCUGAGGGGCCCCCAAAGACGACACCCUUCCCAGGCCACUGGCUCCUGGACCCUUCCUCAGGGGUGGCUUGGGUGCCCCCUUUGUGUCCGGAGAGCAGUGAAGCCCGGAGUUACAGCCCACUCCGCCAGGGUUCCCAAAGAACCUGUUCUAGUCAUAAUCAUUCAUCCGGACAGUGGUGUUAAUCACGAUAACCAGUCCUAGUAGCCAUGAUAAUUAGUCUCAUGUUUUCUAUCUAGAGCUCUUAGAGCACUUUAGAAACCGCUUUCAUAAAUUGAGCUGAUUACGAAUAAACUUGGAAGGAGAUCCCUUUGCAGGG